AUGUCGAAGCUCUCGCCCACUCUCAAGCAACUCAUCAACGCACCGUUCGCAAAGCCAGGCGCUCUGCCGGCUCCUCAGGGCAUCAAGGCCUUCUACCAAAACUUGGCCAAGGAUGCUGCGGCUAGAGGUGUCGGUGUGCCUGCUUGGUUGUCAAUGGCUACUGCGACGACCAUGACGAUGAACUCUCCCGACUCGCUGGCCGAGCUCUACCGAGCAGCUUCUCCCGAACACGAUGCAGUAGCAACAGCAGAAUUGAUGAGAGAAGUCGGAUUAAAGUGUAUCGGUUUCAAUGGUGUCCCACGUACAAUCAACAUGCUCAACGCCUUCCGUGCCUCCCUGCCCGAAAACAUCGUCUCGUCCCUCUCCACAGAGCCCACCCGCAUCCCUUCUCCCCAAAACAUAACAGACAUGUCCGCCCGCGGCCAACAACUCUGGAAAUCAAUCUACGACCCCUUUGACAAGAAACUCUAUUCCAAACUCGCAGACUCUCACCCUGACCUGCCAGUCCAUAUCCUGCAUUCUGAAUACGGUGCUCUGUUUGCGGAUCCGCAGGAAAAGGUGCAGGGUAAGGUGGGGAGAGUGUUGACUAGUGUUGUGGCUGUUAGUUGUUUGAGGACGCAGACGGGUGUUGGGCCGCAGGUUUUGAGUCAUGUGUUUGGGUUGCGCAAGGCGUUCAAGGAUGGGAGUGCUGAGACUGAUGUUGAGGGUGGUGAGUGGUUGGCUGGUGAUGAGGGAAGUGUAUGGUUGUUGGAAAGUGUGGACAAGAUUGUAGAGGCUUUGAGUGGUGGUAAGGGCUCUUCUUACGCGCCGGGUUCUUCUCCUAUCAAGGCAAAGCUUUAG
Aureobasidium subglaciale EXF-2481 is the source of this 840-nucleotide messenger RNA. RefSeq lists its product as uncharacterized. The record is from RefSeq and is a predicted model, not a curated record. The coding region runs from base 1 to 840 and encodes 279 amino acids. The transcript has 3 exons. NCBI's taxonomy places the organism in Eukaryota, Fungi, Ascomycota, Dothideomycetes, Dothideales, Saccotheciaceae.